Octopus bimaculoides (California two-spot octopus) is the source of this 22447-nucleotide messenger RNA. Its product is annotated as histone-lysine N-methyltransferase 2C. The record is from RefSeq and is a predicted model, not a curated record. Gene Ontology annotation, molecular function: protein binding; transcription coactivator activity; histone H3K4 methyltransferase activity. Gene Ontology annotation, biological process: positive regulation of transcription by RNA polymerase II. Gene Ontology annotation, cellular component: nucleus; MLL3/4 complex. NCBI's taxonomy places the organism in Eukaryota, Metazoa, Mollusca, Cephalopoda, Octopoda, Octopodidae.
UGAUAGUAAUACGCCUUAAUGUUAGUGUUGUAUUUGCUCGUUCAAUGUUGGCUGGAGAUUUUACUUUCACGGAUUUUAGACAAGCUUACUGCAACUACUCGCAUAUUACAAAGCAAAUUGAAUAAUAUAAGAACAGUAUUAGGACAUAUAAAAGAAAAUUUUAUUCUAUUAUAAUGGUUGAUAAAUGAUCAGUGGAGAUCUUAUUUGUUAUCAACCUUACAAUAAUAGUUGUAAACCGAAAUCUAUCUGGAACCGAAUAGAGAACUUUAUGAUUUGUAUGAAAGCGAGUUGCAUUAUACAUUUGAGAUUAUUAUUAUACUAGUUGCUUGUGGAAUAUGCAUUGUCGACCAUUCAGUGAUUCUUUACUAUUGUUAUCAUAUUCUGGGAUCGCCCCCUUUUCCAUCAUUUAAGUAUUUGUGACCUGCCUCAUGUCAAAGAUAAACUGGGUAAGAAACCGCAACAAGGCCUUUGGCGACUGCUUGGCUGGUUCUGCAGGACACACAUAGUACUUAACUGGGCUACUUGUGCACCACCGGUUAGACUAAAUGUCAGCCCAAUUAAUAGAAAAAGAAAAGCUGGUGGAGAAACACCAAGAACCUGAAGAAUUACCUGAUUCUGCAACUACUAAUCUUCCUGUAAGUAAUGAUGGUGAUGACGUACAAUCACAAUUGCAGAGUAAUUCUGAAAGUAAAGUACUCCAGCAAACAAGUGAAGAGCAAGAUCAACAAUUAUGUUCAACUCAAACUGAUCCUUCAGAGUGUUUGGUAUCUUCUCCACGUCCUUCUAAUACAUCUCAGCAAUCUCCUCCACUUCCAUGCCAAUCAUUUGAAGAUAAAGAACAACCAGAAAUAUCAAAAGAUAGUCAGUUAUGGAACGAGGAAACAAGUACUUCACAAGAUUUAUCAACAGCACAAAGCUAUGAACAGGUAUUAUUUCAACCAACAACAAUUGAGCAAACUGAACAGUCAGAACACUUUGAAACACAGGAUGUUCUACUUUUACCAGGGCAACAAGAAGGUGUACAACAACUUGUGUUGCCAGACACCAAAGCAGGUUUCUCUCCAGAGUCACAGGCUGGUUUGCAACAUGAACUGGAGCAAAAUAUUCAGCCUAUUCAUGAUGUUAAACUUCAGGAUUCUGUUUCAGAUGUGGAUGAUGUUGAAAUGGGUAAUUCUCAUAGAUCUUUGUCAGAAAUUCAAGAUACAUUGCAUCAAACAUUCAUGCAACAAAACAAACAAGAUUGUGAGACAGAAUUUCAACAGGAAGAGACAAAUUCUCAAUUGGUUACAUCUGAAGCAAAGCCAGUUACACCAGGAUCAGAACACUUACCAAGUCUUGAUUCAGAUUCAAACCAGCAGCAAAUACCUGUGGCAGAAUUUGAACAAACACAAGUUUCCCAUUAUGAUCAUGAAUAUGAACAGACUAUUAACCCAGAAACGGAACAACCACAAUAUGUUGAAUCAGAAUCUACUCAUAUGGUUUCUUCUACACCAGAAUCUGGACAAGAAAUCAAGCAAGAUAGAUGUACAGCUGAAUGGCAACAAAUUUCAGACUCGCAGCAGAUUCUACCAGAAAUCAUUAUACAAAAGUCAAUCCAGCAGCAAACAUUACAAGAUUCUAUACAUCUACAACAAUUUGUACCUAAAGAGCAACUUCAAGAGGAAGAGAAGAAAUAUGCAACAUCUACAAAGAAAGAAGCAAUCAUUCUUGAAUCAGAGCAACAACAGAAGAACUUUGUGCCAGAUGAGCAAGUACAGUUGGCAUUGGUUUCUGAAGAACAAUCUCCAUCAAAAGUGUUACCCCAACUUGCCACAGAAACUGAACAAAUCCCUCAGUUUGUGGGUGCAGAGUCUGAAGCUCAAGAAGUACAAAUUCAGUCAAUAUCUGAAGAAGAGCAAAUGCAAUUUGAGACAAUCUCUGAGGAACCACAAAUGGAGUUUGUGCAAAUACCUAAUGAGCAACAUGUGCAGUUCUUACAACUACAAGAAGAGCAGCAAGUUGAGUUCAUUUCUGAGGAGCAGCAAGUUGAGUUCAUUUCUGAGGAGCAGCAAGUUGAGUUCAUCUCUGAAGAGCAGCAAGUUGAGUUUAUUUCCGAGGAGCAGCAAGUGCAAUUUGCCUCUCAUGAUCAGCAAAAUGAGUUUGAGUCUGGAGAUCAAACAACAGAAUUUUCAUCUGAAAAACACAUGCAGUUUGAAUUGCAAGAACAACAUGAGCAAUAUGUAUCAGAAGAACAGCAACCAGCUAUCACAGAAGAGCAACUGCACUGUGUAUCAGAAGAGAUACCAUCUCAUUUAACUUCACAUGAGCAAUUACAGUUUAUACCUCAUGCAGAGCAUGAGACACAGUUUAUUCCAGAUAUUGAAGAACAGCAAGUGCACUUUAUUCCUGAACAAACACAGUUUAUACCUGAGCCAGAGCAGGAGCUACAACAGUUUGAUGAAAAGCAGCAAAAUUAUGAACCUGAUGAACAAUCAGAGUUUAUAUGUAAAGAAGGGCAACAACAGAAGACUUCGCCAAAGUAUGAACAAUGGCAACCUAUUCUGACAGAAUCAGAGGAAGUAUUACAAGUUGUGUCAGAAUCUACAUUUACUCAGCAACAACCAAUUUUGUUGGAAUCUGGACAUCAUCAAAAAGCUCAACUUAUAUCUAAAUCAGAUCAACAACAGAUUGUGUCUACAUCUGAACAGCAUGUGGGAAUUUUACCUGAUCAAUUGGAAAUCUCAACAGCAGAGCAGGAUCUAUCAGAAGCUGAUGCAACUGUAUCAGAAGCUGAGCCAACUGUAUUGGAAACUGAACAACAGCAACCAGAGAUUGUGCUUGAAGCUGAACAGCAACAAAUUGUUCAACAGCAAGAAAUUGUUAUGGAAAGUGUGUUGCAACAAAUUGUUACCACACCAGGUCAGCAACCUCAAAUAUUAUCAGAAAAUAAUAGUCAGCAAUUAGUAGGGAUUGAUGAUAUGCCUCAAGAACAGAUAUUAUCUGAGAAUAUUAAACAACAGCAAGUGGAAAUUGUUUCAGGAGAACCAGUGAAAAUUAUAUCCCAAAGUGAAUUGCAACAAGAAGUGUCUGAAAACAAACAACAAGAAAUUGAAUCAGUUGUUUCUGAAAGUGACAACCAACAGGAGAUGUUAUGUAUCGAUGAGCAACAACAGGAAAUUGCAUCUGAAAUAUCUGAUCAAGAAAUUAGGUUCCAAGGUUAUCAGCAGCAGAGUAUUGUGUGUGAAAGUGAGCAGCAGUUUCAACAGAUUGUUUGUGAUGGUGAGGUUCAUUUACAACAGAUAGUGUGCGAAGGUGAGCAACAGCAACAGAUUUUAUCUGAAGAAGUUCCACAACAGCAGAUUUUGUCUGAAGAAGUUCCUCAGCAACAACAGUAUGUAUUGUCUGAAGGAGAGCAGCAGCAGCAGCAGCAACAGCAGAUGAGUGAAGGUGUGCACCAGCAAAUUGUGUCAUCACAACAAUCACCAGCUAAUGAGCAGAUGCAUGAGAUUUUGCAAUCACACCAUAUAGUUUCAGAAGUCGAGCAGCCUCAUAUGAUAUCUGAAAGUGACAAGAAACAGCAGAUAGUGAAUGAAGAGAAACAGGCUCAUGUAAUAUUAGAAAUAGAGCAACAGAUGGUUUCUCAAGUUGAACAGCAACCACAGGAGAUAAUUUCUGAAAUUGAGGAGCAGCAUGAAGAGCUGGUUUCUGAAGUUGAGCAGCAGCAAGUUUCUGAAGUUGACCAGCAACAGCACAUAUCUGACACCGUGCAGUUGCAAGAUGUGUCUGAAGUCGAACAUUUACAGGAGAUGGUAAGUGAUCUUCAGCAGCAAAUACCGGAAGCUAUGCAGUUGCAAGAGAUGGUAUCUAGAAUUAAGCAUCAGCAGCAGCUGCAAGAAAUGGUGUCUGAAGUUGAGCAGCAACAGGCAAUGGCUGAAGUUGAAUACAAGCAGCAACACUUGUCUGAAUCUGCACCAGAGCAGCAUCAGCUGGUAUCUGAAGUUGAACAGCAACAACAUAUAGUAUCUGAAGUUGAACAGCAGCAGCAGCAGCAGCAAUUGCCAUCUGAAGCUGUUCAAAUGCAAGUAACAGUGUCAGAAGUUGAGCAGCAGCAAAUGUUGUUGGAAAAUGACCAGUUGCAAGAAAUGGUAUCUAAUAGUGAGCAACUGCAACAAGAAAUUAUGCCUAAUUAUGAAGUAGCAGAGAUAUCAGAAAUGGAGCAGUCACAGGAAAUGGUGUUAAAAUGUGAUCAGAAGGAACCAAUUGUAGAAACUGAGCAGCUACAGGCAGUUGUUUCUGAUAUUGAUUCUCAGCAGCAAAAUAUAAUAGAAUCAGAUCAACAAACCUUUUCAGAAUCUUUAGAGCAAAAUCAACAGGAAAAAUCACAAACACUUUCAGAGUUGAUAAAACAGCAAGAGCAAAUUGUGUCAUCUGUGCAACAAAAUUCAGAGUCAGAAACCAAUCAGGCUGUAGAAUUAUGUACAAAAUCAGAAGUAGAGAAACAACUUCCAGAAAAUGAACAUCAAAAUGAAACAGAAAAUCAGCACAUAGGUUCUCUAUCAGAAUUUAAACAAAGGCAGUCUUUACACACUGCAUCUGAUCUUAAAGUUGAACAGCCUGUACCAGAACACGAACAACAUUCUGAAAUAACUCAAACCCUCUUUUCUGAAACAGAUUCUGAGCAACAAAGUGCAUUAUCAGUUGAAGAGCCACAGGUUUCUACUGAAGAAAAUCUUGGCAAUCAUCCACUAACAACUGAACAAGAUCAACGAUUUUAUACUUUCCAAACAGUUAAGCAAGAUGUAGUUUCAGUAACUCUUCCAGAAACACUCUCAAUAGGAAUGAGUGAUCAACAAAUCGAAGAAGGGAAAUUUUUCCAUGAGGCACAAGAAGAAAAAGAGAUGGUACUAUAUCAAGUUACUGAAUCAGAACAAAAUGCUCCUCAGUUCAGUGUGUCAUUGAGUAAACCAUCUACAGAUACUGAAGUACAAACUGUCUCAGCAGUUGAGAUACAGCUUGAAUCUCUUCCAGCAUCUGAGCUUACCCAACAAUCAACUUGGUCUGAAAUACAAUCAGUUGAUACUCAAGAAUCAGAGAUACGAUCUGUUUCAUUUGUGAGUACAAACUUGCAUUUAGUUUCUUCUGAAAAAUCAGAUGUAGAAUCUAUUUCAGGUUCUGCAUCUGAAUUACAUGCUCAGGAAAUGAAACCAGAAAUUGCUAGUAGUGAAACAACUGAACAGGAACAAUUUAUUAUAGCUAAUAAAUCAGAGUUAGUAUCUGGAUGUAGCACAAAACAAGACUUGCAUUCAGUUCAGUCUAUUGAAAUGUCAGGUCAAUCAACAGAUAAUGAAAAAUCUUCCCCAGGAGCAGAGAUUCUAACAGCUGGACUAACAUUAAAUGAAGAAGUACAAGACUUAGGAAAGAAAGAUACUCAUUUGAAUCAGGAAUUUAUAGUAGAAUCUGAAACAAAAUCUGAUGUGGAUAAUAACUUUGAUCAGAAUCUUCUACUGCAGCAGAGAGAAAAAUCAGAUGUCAAUGAAUUAACAAAAGGAAGUGUUUCUACAGAAAACUCGAAUCUACAUUGUGUUUCAGAAAGUCCUCUUACUGAACGAUUUCAAGAAUUACAAUAUGAGUUUGAAAGCUCUAAGCAACAGAAACCAGAAAGAAGACAAUUGCAAAUUGACCAGUCUCCAAAAUGCUCAGAAUCUUCUUCGAGUCAUCCUUUGUCAGAACAGUCCCUAUCACAAGAAAUGGAUUGGGAACCUGAUAAUGAGGCAUCAAAUGAGCAAAACCUCUCUUCAUGCAGAUCUACUCAAGCUCAUUCUGUAUCUUCCUUAGAACAAACUACAUCUCCCAAAUCCCAAUCAGUAUUACUGCAACAACUUUCUUUAGAACAAGCUGAAUUAAAAUAUGACGAGAACAUGGAUGCCAAAGAAAGUAAAACAAGUAGUUUUGUUGAUAGGAGUACAUAUUUUGAUGACUCACAGAAUAAAUCUGAUAGUGAAUUGCAAUCUUCUCCAAAUAUGUUUUUGGAAGCUGAGGGCUUACUGUCUUCUGCAACAAUGGAUUCUUCUCAGUCGAGUACUGCUGGGGAUUUGAAUGAAAAUAUUGGUGGAAUUCAACAGAAGCGAGGACCAGGCAGGCCUAGAAAAGAAUCGGUUGGAACCCCAUCACAUUUAGUUAAGAAAAAAACGAGAGUAAAAACUGGACGUAAACCCAAAUAUAACCCUGUUGUUGAGAGUUUCAGUCCCGAUAUUGCAAUGGAUAUACCUACUGAAAGUGUUGAUGCAUCCGUGUUCAAACUUCAAGACUCUACAACUAUGAGUUUAUCUACUACUAUUCCUACAACAACUGAAGCUAUCCCAAGUUCAAUUCUUGAUAUCCUUGCUGAUGAAUCAACUGAGACAGAAUUAUCAGAAACACCAUCUGGAGAUAAUCCUUGUGUUGAGGCUAUUGAUAACAGCAUUAUUCAGUCUUCUGACAGGCAACUUUCUGAAGAUUCGAAUUCAAGUGGAAUUUUAAGUAAUAGUCGUACAUGCUCCUUUUGUAACUGUGGUGAAAAUAGCUUACUUGGUCAAGGAAUAUUGUCAAAAUAUGACCCAACCCCUGGAUUUAAUCCUUUCAAGCGGAUACUUCAGCGAGCAAGGAGAACAUCUUCAGAAAUUGAUGAAAAAGGAAACGACAGAAAUCCAAAGCACUUAACAUGGAGAAGACCUAGAGGCCCAUCUAGACCUGCUAGAGAGCGAAGUAAAUCUCCACGACGUCCAAAUCCUCAUAGUAUUCACGAUGAAGAUGGACGGCCCAUGGCAAUUGUUGAUGAACUUAGUUUGGUUGGUCAUUCAGAAGAUGUAGAUGUGCAUCAGGUUUAUGAAAUAACAGGACAUGUAUGGGGUCAUCAGUCUUGUGCAUGUUGGUCUGAGGGUGUAACAAUGAGAGAUGAUGAUAGCUUGCAGUUUGUUGAUAGAGCUGUUUUUGCCGGUUUGACACAGAAAUGCAGUUACUGUCAUCGAUACGGCGCAACAAUAACUUGCAGAAUUCCUCGUUGUACGAAAAAAUAUCAUUAUCCAUGUGCAGCUAGCAGUGGAUGUUUUCAAGAUAUCAAAGGGCCGUCUUUGCUCUGCCCAGAACACACUGACCAAGCAGAGACCAUUGCUGGUCAACAGGCUCUCUGUAUUACAUGUGGCAAAUGGUCUGGCAAUUGUUCUUUGCUAUUUUGCACUACUUGUGGUGGUCAUUAUCAUGGCCACUGUUUACAACCAGCAGUAGCAGUUCAACCUGCUGUACGAGCAGGGUGGCAGUGUCCAAGAUGUAAAAUAUGUCUUACUUGCAAACAAUCUGGUGAGGAAAGUAAAAUGCUGUUUUGUGAUAAUUGUGAUAAAGGAUACCAUACAUUUUGCUUAAAACCUGUGAUGACAGCAGCACCAAAGAAUGGAUGGAAAUGCAAGAAUUGUCGAGUUUGUGGAGAUUGUGGUUCACGAACACCUGGUAGUGGACCAAGUUCUCGAUGGCACCUAAAUUAUUCCGUUUGUGACAGUUGUUAUCAACAGCGUAAUAAAGGAUUAUCUUGUCCUCUCUGUGGAAAAGCUUAUAGGCAUUUUACUCAAAAGACAAUGCUGCAGUGUAAAAUAUGUCAGAAGUAUGUUCAUGUAGAAUGUGUUGAAACUGUAGAUAGUACAUUUUCACUACAUUUUAAAGACAAUGAAUGCCAGACAGAUUAUGUAUGCACAGUAUGUCGAAACCGAGAUUCUGAGCUGUGCAGCAUUGGUAUACGAAGUCAGGAUGAAAUGUUUGAAGAAUUAUCGACUAAAGAUGGAGAUUCUUCUUCUAUGAAAGAAGAUAUGGCUGGAGAAAAUACAGUGCAAAGUUCACAAGAUUCUUUCUAUUUGAAUGAUGAUUCAACUUCAAGCAUGGAUAUUGAUAUGAGCUCACUGGAAAAAGGAUCUCCACUGCAAUUAACUUCCUUGACUAGUGGGUCAACAUGGACUAAAACAGCAUCUAAAAUGCAGCCUGACAUUUUACCAAAAGGAAUUAAGAUGCAUCCUGUUGGCAGGAAGAAAAUUGGUGCUGGAAGGCCAAAAGGACGUCCAAUUGCUGCUGAAAGACGACGUCAACGUCCUACAUCUCUUGGAGAUAGAAGGCGAGGUCCAAGAACAAAAGUGAAGACUGGUCAAAAUGUUGGGAAUCAAUCACUCUAUCCUACAGCAGUGGAUAAUGGAGAAAUUGAUGAUCAUCCAUCUACUGUAGUUAUUGCCAAUUCUAAAGAUGAAUAUGUACUAGAGCAGGAUAUUUGUAAAACUUGUGGGAGUAUUGGCAUUGGAGAAGAGAGCCGAGUAAUCAUUUGCUCUCAAUGUGGUCAGUGUUAUCAUCCAUAUUGUGUAAAUAUAAAGGUUACCAAAGUUGUUCUUCAGAAGGGAUGGCGUUGCCUGGAUUGUACUGUGUGUGAAGGCUGUGGUAAACCUCAUGAUGAAGGCCGCUUACUGUUAUGCGAUGAAUGUGAUAUUAGCUAUCAUAUAUAUUGCCUUGAUCCACCAUUGGAUCAAGUACCUAAAGGACCAUGGAAGUGUAAAUGGUGUGUAUGGUGUGUUAACUGUGGUGCUACAUCACCUGGAUUUUUGUCCCAGUGGCAAAAUAAUUACACUUUAUGUGGACCGUGUUCCAGCAGGACAACUUGUUGUUGUUGUUAUAAAGCCUAUAAAGAAGAAGAAGUAGUCAUACAGUGUGUACAGUGUGAUAGAUGGCUCCAUGCUAGUUGUGAUGGCCUAAAGAAUGAGGAUGAAGCAGAACGAGCAGCUGAUGCUGGCUAUCACUGUUUAUUCUGUCGUCCUAAGACUGGACAACCAGGACCUUUACCCCCUACUCCACCACCACCGCCGCCACCACCACCACCUCCACAAUUGCCAAGGCAAUAUAUUUAUGAAGGUGUAACAUUAUCAGCAUUGGGAUUGCAACAUAUUCAAAAUAUAACUGCUAGCAUGGCGAUGAAAAAGAAACAACGAUCCCGACCUAAGAAGACUGACCCUCAGAUAAAACAUCCAAGUGUUGCUCGUUUAUUAGCUCUAGGGCAGAAAUCAGACUCAUCUCUUGAGAAUGAAGAUACAUGCGAAAAAGAUAUGGAGAUUUCGACUGAAAUAAAAGGAUCUGAUAUGGAUUCUGAUUCAGUCUUCAGAUCAUCUCAGUCAACAGUUAUUUCUCAAUAUGAUGAAAUUAAAAUGGAAGAAGGAAAUGGUGAAGAAAUGAUUAAGAAAAAGAGACAAAGAAAGCAAUUAGGUCUUGGAGUGGGUGGUUUUAUAGUUCGGCAAAGAAAUGUACGCCUGACCGCAAGCCGUCAGUCACCAUCUCGUCAGGUUGAUGUUAAUGAAGAUCUAUUGAAAUCAGAAAUAGGAAAUACAAUUGAGGGUAGCUGCAUUGAUGAAGGACCGUCUUCAAUCACAGAUUCAUCAAUCAGUGGACUGAUGUCAGACAAAAUAAAGAAACGUCGCCGACAGAAAAGGAAAAGUCAACUAGAAGAUAGUUUCCCAUCUUAUCUUCAGGAAGCCUUUUUUGGUAAAAUGCUUCUUGAUAAAUGUAAAGACUCUAAAGAAAAACUGGAUAGUGAUAGUGAAGGAGAAUCUGCAGGUUUCUCUCACAAAUAUGCAAAUGCAGACAUAAAAGAUUUGUGUGAAGAAACUCCCAUUGGUCCAUCGUCACCUGCACCAGGAACUAAUGUUUCUGAACAGUCAGAAGAAAUGCAACCUAUUGUUGAUGAGGGUGAUUUAAAAGAACUUUUACCUGCUGAUUUACUAUCCAGUGAACUUCAGAAUGACUUCCUCAAAAUUAUUGGUGAUGAUUUAGGAACUUCUUCAGAAUUUAAUGGAGAAUAUGAUUAUAAGAGACACCAUGGAAUUAUGUGGGAAUACUGCAUUAUGGUAGAAAAUAGGUUGACAGAAAAUAGCAGUGGUAGAUUAAAUGCUUUAUCCUUAGGUCUUGCCCACAUUGACAGUAAAACAGUAGAAGAUAUAUUUAAGGGUGUGUUGAGUUCAGAAGGAAAUCAAGAAGGUUCUCAGACGACAGGAGAUGACAAUUUUACUACUACAUCAAAUGCUGCAGAGCAAACACCACAGCAGCCAUCUCUUCCACCACCACCGCCUCCUCCACAUCCACCUCCUUCGCCACCACCAUUGCCACCAGCACCUCCAUCUGUUCCUCCUCCUCCACCUCCCUUACCACCCGCAGUGCCAUCAUCACCUCCACCUCCUCCUUCAACUCCUCCUCUGUCCAAUAAUCACAUCUCAUCAGCAGUACCUGAGCAACAUGUACAACAAACUCAACCUCACCUACAACAAUCUACAUCUGUUGGACAGUUUAGUGUGGAUCAGUCAAUUUCAUCUCCUUACAGUGUAUCUCAAGCUACACCUCAACCUAUUACACAUUAUGAAGCACCAGCUAGUCCUGCUCCUUGGUCUGGUGUAAUAGAUGAUGAUCAACCAGAGGGUUCCAGCCGUCGAAAUAUAUUGAAAUGGGAAACUGAUGAAGCUCUUGGGCAGAAUGCCACUAUAUCUCCAGUUUUGUAUGCAAAUGUAAACUAUCCGGAAUUAAAGUCUCAAAUCCCAGAAUGGACAGAAAGAGUAAAGCAAAUCAACAAAAUCUGGAAGAAAUUAACACCUGUUGAAAAAUCUCCUUAUUUGCUAAGAGCACGAAAGAAUAGGGCAAGCAGCAAAAUUCAAAGAGAACACAGAGAAAUAAAACGAAAACAGAUGGAAGCCCGUCAGGUGGCUGCUCAACAGGCUGCAGCUGCAGCAGCUAUGAUGCCACCACCUCCUCCACCACCACCUCCAACACAUCCAGGUUGUUUGACAGGCCUGUCAUCACCUAAUCAUCCAGGAACAGCAACAGCUGAACAUGAAAUAGGAAAUCAACCAUUAACACAUUAUGCCUCAAUUCCAUCACCAUCUUCUACUCUUCCGUCUCCACAACCAGUCUCACCACAACAAAGUCCAUCACCUCAGACUCCAGUGAACCGCCUGGAACAUUUACAGCAGUCAUUUCAACAUCAAAAUAGUCCGAAAAAUACAUCUCCACUUGGGGAAAAUCAAAUUCCUUCAUUCAGUGGCUCAGCCCAAACACAGCACUCUACACAUGGCAUUUCAAGUGAUCAAGGAACUGUGAUCAGUUCUACUCCUCUUAGUAACCAGAAUAAGUUAAAUCUCACUUCAUCAGAUAAUCAACUUUUGAAUACAAUAAAAGCAAAUCAAUCCACUGAAUUGGUAAGUCCUCAAAAUGAUGCUAGUAGUCAAUUUAAUGACAAAGAGCAAACCAGUUAUUUGUCUGCUGCACAAAAAACAUCAGAAGGAUUUGCUACACAGCAGCCAUUAGCUCAUCAAGACUUCCCUCAGCGCCAACAACAAACCAUUUCUCAUCAAUUAAGUCACCAAGCUCUUUUACAACUAAAGCAACAAGGUUUAUUACCGCAACAGCAAGGGUUAAUUCAACAGCAACUAAAAUCCUCUCAAAAUUCAGCCUUGACUCAACAGCAGUUACUGAAACAACAGAAGCAAAUUUUAGCUCAGUUGAAACAAAUACAACAAUCUGGAAAUCCUCAACAGCAAUUAGCCCUUCUUCAACAACAGCAAGCUUUAUCACAACAGCAAGCAAUUUUACAACAACAAGCAAUAAAUCCGGUACAAAAUCAGCAAUCAAUCCAAGAACAACAAGCAAACCAAGAAUCUAAUGUACAUUCACAAGAUCAACAACAAAAAUUAAUUAAAGAUGAACAACCACAACAGACACAGAAUUUGCAGCAGCAGUUGUCAGUACAGCAGUCACAAGAUCAAAUGCAAUUGUUAGAUAAGCAAUUAGCAAAAGAUAAACAAGUAUUAGAAGAAGAUCAUCAACAAGCAUUGGCUCAGCAACGGCAACAAUCUUUGACAAAACAACAGCAACAAGCAUUUGCUCAGCAGCAGGCUUUAUCCCAACAACAAGCUAUUGCUCAACACCAACAAAAGCAACAGCAAGCUUUAGCUCAGCAACAUCAAAGUUUAACACAACAGCAGCAGCAGCAAGCUCUUGUGCAACAGCAGCAGGCUUUGUUGCAGCAGCAAAGUUUAGCUCAACAGCAGCAAAAUUUAGCCCAACAACAGCAGCAGCAAAAACAACAACAAAGUUUGGCUCAUCAGCAAAGCUUGUCACAGCAGCAACAACAGGAGCAAACAAUGGCACAAAAGCAACAACAGCAAGCAUUAGAACAACACCAACAAGCACUAGCUCAAGCUGCAUCCCAUCAGCAAGCUUUAGUUCAACAGCAACAGUCACAGUCAAUAGCCCAACAACAAUUGCAGAAACAAGCUUUAGUUCAACAACAACAAAAACAGCAGGUUCUAGCUCAACAGCAUGCUUUAGCACAACAACAACAGCAGGCUAUUGUCCAUCAGCAAAAGCAAGCUUUGAGCAACCCUCAACAAGUCUUAGCUCAUCAGCAAUUACUUACUCAACAACAGUCUCUCUCACAACAACAGUCAUUGGCAACACACCAGGUUUUAACUCAGCAGCAAAAUCUUACUCAACAACAAGUUUUGUUGCAAAAGCAACAAGAAUUUGCCAAAAUUGCUCAGCAAAGACAAGCCAUUGCACAACAGCAAGCUUUGGUUCAACAACAACAACAGCAACAGCAGCAGCAGCAACAACAGUUGUCACCUCUAAACCAACAUCAAGUUAUAUCUCAACAGGCUGCAUUAGCACAACAAGCUAUGGCUCAACAGCAAAAAGCAAUGGCCCAACAACAAGCUUUAACUCAACAAAUUUCUCUGAGUCCUCAACAACAAGCUUUAGUGCAACAGCAACAGGUAAUUGUACAACAACAAGGUCAUCCGCUAACUCCUCAGCAGCAUCAAAGUUUGUUACAACAACAAGUUUUGGUACAACACCAAAAGCAGCAGCAGGUACUAGCUGCUCAGCAAGUUUUGGCACAGCAGCAGCAGCAGCAGCAGCAGCAUUCUGGAAUGUCUCCUCAGCACCACCAACAAGUACUUGUGCAGCAGCAACUCCAAGCCCAGAAGCAAGCUAUGGCCCAGCAAGUCAUAGCACAACAGGCAUUAGUUCAGCAGCAAUCUCAGUUAUCUAAGCAACAUUCACCUCAUGAACUCCAACACCCUCAUUACAGCAGUUGGCAGAAUUUACCAACAUCAUCUCAUCCGUCACCAAAUCAUUCAAUGGAUUCUUUUUCUUCUGAUGCUAAUAGCCAAUCGAGUCAAGAUCCAUUCUCUGUUCCUGGAACAGGCUCAAGACCAAUAACACCUGCUCUCAAAACAGCUCAUAGUCCUUUAGCUGGAAUUUCAGGUCCAGACAGCCCUUAUGGACAAAAGCCAUUGCUAUCACCUGGUCCGAUACCACAGUCAUCACAAAAAGGAAAUUUUGCCAAUGCAGCAGAGCAAAUGAGAUUUUCAGCAUCAGUUUUAAGGCAUCCUGUUCAUCCAGGAAUGUCUCCUAGAUCAAAUCAAGGUGAUCUCCUCUCCCCAAGAUCUCAGUCGGUGGAUCCUGAGAGCAUGCAGAACAGGACCUUUGAAGUAACAUUUCUUAAAAGUAUUGCAGUUCAAGAAAUGCCAUUAACUAUUGGCAACAGCUAUCUCGACAAAAAAUCCAGUCUAGUCAAGUCUGGGGAACAUGAAGACCAGUUGACAUUGCUAGAUACCCAAAAUCCUUGUGAAUGGUUGGAGUAUGAGUACUUGCCUAACAUUGUUUCACCAGAAGGGGAUUUAAGUCGAUCUGAUGCUCAGCGUCAAUUGCGGGUUCUCUUAGCUCAGCAAUCUAAACAAAGGCAACAGAAGAAACAACAGCAGCAACAAGAUGAAGCUAAUAAAAUGGCAAUAAAAUCUCCAACAUCUCCAAUUUGGCCAACAGAAACUGAAAAUUUUGGACCUGGACCACACCGAAAUCUUCAAGUUCAUUCUCCACUUAGUCCUCAGGUAACACCAAGAGUUCCUGGAAGCACUGGAUUUAUUCCUGGUCAGUUACCUGGCUUACGGCCCCCAUUUCCAGAUGGCAACAAAAUGAAAACAGAAAUGAACUCUGAAGAAUUACAGCGAGCUCAGUUGCUUCAAAUGAUUGCUCGUAGUCGAAAUUCUUGUCAAGGUCCAGCUUCUAAUUUAUCAUCACCUUCAUCUUUAUCAAAAAGCAAUCCUACCAGUCCAUAUGAAUUUGUGCAUUCUGAACAGCAACAACAGUUGUCAGGUGAAGAAACUGCACCAACAAAUCAACUUUCUCCACAAACUCCAGGACAUAGUCAAACACAAGCAACUGCUGCAACUCAGCAGGCUGCAGGCUUUCCUCAGUUCACUUAUUCUUCUACAUCUUUGAAGCAAAGUGAUGGAGAUGUUAAAGAUGUUUUACAAAAACAAGGGGAGGUUUUCAAUCGACAAUUUUCAGAAUAUUCCGGUCAACUAGAUUCCCAAGAAGAACGUAUUUCACAGAAUAAUGAUGCUUUAUUACAACAAAGAAGGCUUCAACUACAGCAACAACAACAGCAGCAACAAUCUAGUCUAGUUGGAAAUAACCAACCACAGUCUGGAUCUCAAGAAAAUCCAAGAGAAACAAAAGACCAAUUUGAUGAUGAUAAUAAAGAUGAAAUCAACGAUUUAUUAAAUGAGGAUGGAACAUUUGAUAUACUCCAGUAUGCUGAUCCAGAAUUGAAUAAAGAACUGGGUACUGACUUUUUAGAUGAGCUUGUAUUGGAUGAAACAGAUUGCAAUGGUGAUUCAAAAGAAGAAGAGCGUCAAGAUAGCCCGGAUGAAAGCAAUAGUCUUGCUGCAGAUGAGAGAACAGAAACCAUUAAAACUGAAUCAAACUCAGAAGAGACCAUUAUUUCUUCAGAAACAAAUGAUUCUAAAUCGAGUAACAUUCAGUCAUCAGAACAAAAAUCACAAUCAGAUUUUCAAGCCAAGUUUUUGGAGUUUAGUCAAAUGAGAAAGGAAGAACCACCUCCAACACCACCUAGUACUUCUAACAGUGAUACAAAGGGAUCAGUUUUGAAUAAAGAGGGGCAUACAGAAAAAUCUUCUACAAUUCAAAAUAGUCGUCAUAUAGCUGCUCUUUUACAAAGUUCUCCUGACCAGAAGAGUUUAGUAAUGAAAAUUGAACCUGAUUUACAAAAUCAGAAUUCAUCACAAAGUGUGAAAGAACAAAAAGAAUCCUCACCGACAUCAUCCAUGAGUAAUUUAUCAGUAUCAUCUCCUAAAGUACAAUCUACUUUACAAAGUGGAACAAUAUGUAAUAGCCCUAUUGAAUCUUUGUCAACAAUGAUUGAAAGAUCUAGACCACCGUCUCGGCAAAUGUCUGGUAUGUUACCAUCACCAAAAGACAGUUUACCAAAAUCUGGACUGUCAUCUCCCAGGACUCCAUCAGCACAUUCUCCCUUUGGACAAGUAUCAGGACCACAAUCAUCUAGUCAAUUGGCAAGACAUUCUCCAAUGUCAGCAUCAACUGCACAGUCACCUUUUAGCCCUGGUUAUCCACAGUCAUUAACUACUGCUAGUGUUGGUUCUGUUUCCUCUGCUGGGCACACACCUCCAAGUGCACCUUCUAGCAGAGCACAAUCACCAUAUCUUUCAGGUGCUGAUAGAGUUAUACAAUAUAAUCAAAAUUCUCAGUCAGCAUCCACUCCUGUUCCUAAUGUUGGUCAGAGUAGUCCAACCUUAGGUUUCCAUCAACUUGGUCGUGGGACAGUGCCUCCUGUCAACCAGUAUAUGCAAGGUACUUAUGGGCAACCACAGACUCAUUUACCACCACGAGGCGGUAUUCUGACACCAACUCCUAAUAGUAUAUUAUAUGGACAAUCAGUUACUAAUCAAAAUUUUCUAAAGCAUCCACAAGCUUCUCCAACUUCUCUUUCAUCAGGAAUUGAUCAAUCUUGUAUUAAUACAUCAACAGCUGCUAUAGUACAACUACCAUCUUCUGCUUCUUUUAAUACUUUCAGUAAUUCUGCUGCUUCUGCACAAAUGCCUUUAAGUACUCAAACAACUACCGGAAAUAUAUCAUGGCCUCUUGAAAGCACUAACAGUCAAGCAUCACAACAAAUAGCACAAAAUGCAGAAUCUACUUUUGAUGUUGGUACUAUGGCAUCACGUAGUUUAUAUGCUUCACCAUCUCAAACAACUGGAACAUAUGCUGCUCCAAACAGUCAAACGGGAUUAUAUUAUCAGCCUGAUGGUCAGUCUUUGAGUCUCCGCCCUAACUUAGAGCAGUCUAAUCUAGUAGCCUCAGCCCCAACAAUUGGUAGUUUGCAUAGGUCACCAACACCUUAUCCUUCAAACCAUCCAUCAUUAACUGUAAAAACACACAUACCUGGAAAGCCAGGUAGUUUUACAAAUCAAGGAAAUUCAGUGCCUAGAACUCUUGCACUUAGUCACACAAGACCAUCACAAGAACAACCUUUGUUAAUACAAGAUUUACUUGAAGAGGAGAAAAAAGAACAAAAGCGACAAGCUGAACAAGCUUUACUGGGUCCUCGGAAACAGGAAGAAAUUUUUGGAGCUUUGCGACAAGCUUAUACUGGGGGCAUGAGGCCACGUUUAGAGCUGUCUCCAAGAUUAAUAUCUCCAAGGGAACAGUCCUGGCCAGUUGCACAAGGAACUAUGCUAGGUAAACCUGCAAAUAAGUCUCCCCGUGAAUCAACAACGCCCACAGUUCAAAAUUAUGCUUCCUUUAUGCCACGGACACCAAAUCAACAAAUGAGUCCACGAACUCCAUCACCAUUUCCAAGUCCAACUCAUCAACCUUUUACUCCAUCACCAUCUUCUGCUGGACUUCAGUCUCCGCCAUUAGCUCGUCCAGCUAUAAUUCCACCUACACCAGAUGCCAAUUUGACUGUCGAUAUUCCUACUGUGCAAUCAAUAAAUCAGAUGGAGGACUUUAAUAACAAUCAGGAGAGAAAUGAUGUUGAAAUGGCUAUGAAAAAAUUGGAACCAACAAUCCAAAAGUUAAAGCGAGUGAGGAAAGCUAUUAAUGCUCGUGCCCGACAGGCCAAAAAAUCGGGGAAUGCUAUUAAUCCAAAUGAUGCCCAAGAACUUGAACGUAUUGCCCCUGAAUUAUCAAAACUCCAAAAACAUUAUGAUGGGUUGCGUAAACGAUCACGGCAGCUUGCAUCCACAAAAGCAGAAAAACAGAAGGAGCAACUUGGGCGAUCUCCACAACAAAAGACUUCACCUGGAGGCCACCCAGGACUUGCAUCUCCAAUGGGCCAGCCACUAGCACAUCUGCAUCCGUCCCCAACUCCAGCUGGGCCCUCCAUGGGUUCCCAACAGACCCCACCCCCACCACCCCGUAUUCCAGGAAGUCAGCCCCCUGUGCGCAUGACCAGGAUGGCCCAAGAGGAAUACAACUCAUAUAUGCAGAAGAAGCUUCAGAUAGCCCAGCAGGCUGGUGGCCCUAGGCCGGCAUCGACAGCAGCAGUAUUUGCAGGAGACAAUAAUCCAUUUAGUGAAGGUUAUCUAGAAAGAGAACAGUUGGAAAAACAGCGAGAACAGCAAGAAAGACAACGUAUGCAACUUCAAAAGCAAAUAAAGCAACAAAAGGCACUUCAGGGGGAACAGUCAAAUGGCUUUGGUAUCCCUCCCCUGUGUCAGCAGAGUUCUGAGCCAACACCGGCUUCUCCUGGUCAAGUUACUCCAAAGGAAAAGACUAAAAAGCGCAAGAAGAAAGCAAGAACACAAGAUGGAGGAAUUGGACAAACUCUUGGAAAUACAUCUGGAAUUGGCAAUGGGAAUUCAUCAGGAUCAGCAAAACCUUUCAAACCGCCAAUGGAUUUAAAUUUUAAACCUCAAUCUGAAACAGAUCGAAGAAUAAUUGAAAUUUUGUAUACUAAUGUGCAACUUCAAAAAGAGGAGCAAGCGAAACAGCAGCAGCAACAGCAACAGCAACACAAUGGUGGGAAAAAUUCUGGAAAAGCUCUGGCAUCUAGUAACCGUCAGUCUCCAGCAACUAACACUAUGGUUCCAGAAUCCAAUUUAACUGUCCCUCAAGCAUCUGGCCAAUACUCACAACAAUUCCAGCAGCAAAACCUUGGACAACAAGCAACAAAUUCUGCCAUUCAGCCAGUUGUUCCUACAACCAUCACAUCAUUAAUGUCAUCUUUGCGGAUUAGCAGUACUAAUGUGAGGAGUUUUGUUAAUCCUACUGGAUCUGAGGCAUACACCAAAGAUUCCAUUAACAAAGGUGUUCCUAUGCAUCAUCUUGGUGUUGAUGUUUCAGCAACAAAUACUUCAGUUGGAUCCAGUUUACCAAUUACUACACUUUCUCAUGUCCACAUGCAGCAGCAACAAGCUGCCUCACAUGUGUCAACAUUUAACAUUAAAAAGGAACCUGAAGAUGUGGUUUCUUUACCUGAUAAAUGUGAAGUAAAGAGUGAGAUUGAUGCUGUUGCAAGCAUUGUUGAUUCAAAGGGUAACCAGAACGUGCUACUGAAGCAGUUGCUGGCUUCAUCAGCUCAUAAUCCUACAAGUGCUGUUGCAGCUGCAGUGGUUGCAACAGUGAAUAGUAGUGCAGCUGUUCAGGCUCCUACUAGAACUACUCCAUCAGCCAGCAGUCGCACUGAGGAAGCUGAUGAAGACAGCUCCUUGACUCCAGAUCAGCUGCGUCAGCUGGAACUCAUUGACAACAUGCCUCUAUGUAAAGAAACUGUGAUUAAUGAAGAAAGUGCUGAUAAUGGUUAUGACACAAAAGACCAAGGAAGUGACUUUAUUGCACAGGGAAAGAAAAAGAUAAUUUCUGAAUUUGGAAUGAAAGAAAAAAGGAAAAAGUCCCAGAAAAAAGAAAGUGAAGGGCAAGGCCCCAAAAAAAGAGCAAAAAAGUCUAAAAGCUCUGAAGAUUAUGAUACUUACAUAGAUUCCUUCAUGGCCCAGUUAAAGAAUAUGCCAAUGGUAUCCUUACAAGAACCAACUGUGAAUAUUAAUCAUCAUAUCUGUCCAGUUGUUGGUUACUUCAGUGAUGAAAAUCGUUUAUCAGGGUCCUAUGGUGCUGGAUAUUUGGAAGCUCCUGUAACAGAACAACAAAGAUAUCAUCUCACUACAGAACAAGUAGCAGCAGCUGCAGCAGCCAGAGCAGGUGUGAAUACUGGAGGUACUGUGACAACACCUGGCAACACUGGAGUUACUGCAUCAGCCAAUAAAACAAACACUAGUGAUUGGUUACAAGCAGGAAAUACCUCUGUGGUUGGACUUAACUAUCCUAAAUAUACACCUGUAUUACCACCUCCACCACUCAUAGAGCCAAGACUUGACCAUCCUUCCAGAUCAAGUGAUAGUCCAGAUACAAUAAUAUCUUCAUCUUCCCCUGAAACUGUUCUUGAAGGAGAUGAUUUUCCAGCUUUACGUCCUAUAGAUCCAGCUGUUCGGGAAACAUCUUCCCCUAUUUUGCCUCUUAUUCAGCCCAUCCCAGUUCGUCCAUGUAUCACAUCAGUUAAAGAAGAAAAUAAAUUAUCAUCAGAUUUAGAUACUAAAAUUAUAUGCAAGAAAGAAAUGGAUCUUGUUUCCAGCUGGCCUGAAUUUAGCUUAGGAGAGAAAACUCAGAACUAUUCAGAUUUAAGUGGCAAGUUAAUAGAAAAGGACAGUCUAUCAGCCAAAAUGCCAACAUUGUCAUCAAGUCUUGCUCGACCCUUUAAAAAUCUUACACAGCAAGUAUCUGUGACACUCACUUUGAAAGCAACUGCUGAAGAUGACAUUGGAGGAGUUAUUUCUGCUAUUGCUGAUCUGUUAAAGAUUGCUGUGCCCCCUUAUGAAAUUAGUGAAACUCCUUCUCCUGAAGUAUUGAAGUAUAAUAUGACUCAUAAAGAAGAAGCUGUUAGUAUACAAUCAAUCCAGUCCAUGGUGAAAUCAAAGCCUAAAUUCUGCCGGCAUUGUGAUUGGGCUGUAUUAAGUCCUGGGAUUCGCAAGAAAAAAACUGAAUUGCCCUUUAUUACAAAAGAAGAACAGGAUUCUGAGGAUGAGGAAAUUACAUUUUGCAGUAAAAAUUGUUAUCUUCAGUUUGCUAUUACACAUCGUUCAGCUUUACCUGAAGAAACAAAAGAAGGUGGUGAUAUUAUUGAACAUAAAAGUGCUCUAGCUGAUCAUACUACAGUAAGUUCAGUUGGAGGAACAGUAACUGCUACAACUUGUACUACCACUGUAGCUACAACCACCACCACCUCUACUGCUGAUGCAGCAGCAACCACUGCAGUCACAACUACUGUGGCUGUAACAACCACAGCAAUUUCAAAAACUACAACAUCUAUAGCUGCAUCUGAAUGCACAUCACCUCAAGGUAAAAGAGAAGAAAAUGUUACUACUAACAGUGUUAGCAGGCUAUGUGGUAAGCGACGCCGCAGAAGUAGUAGCAACAGUGUUGAGUCACAGUCAACGUCUUCAACAUCACCAGUACCAUCACAACCUGCACCCAAAAAAUGGAAAGAUGUUCGAUGGAGAAAGUGGGAUAUAAUUUUUGGAACAUUAAAAUUACAAACACGAGAUGAACUGGAUCCUAAGUUUUGGGAAUCAAUCGGCGUGAUCCUUCCUAGAAAUCCAAAUCUUGAAGAUAUUCGAAAAUGUGCCUUUUGUCAUACCCAUGGAGAUGGAUCAUCAAAUGGACCGGCAAGGUUAUUGAACUUGGAUGUUGACAAAUGGACCCAUUUGAACUGUGCCUUGUGGUCUCAUGAAGUGUAUGAGACAUUAAAUGGUGCUCUAAUCAAUGUGGAACAAUCUUAUCGACGUGGGCUUUCACUAGAAUGUUCUAUUUGCCAUAAGAAUGGAGCAACACUUGGUUGCUUCAAAUUCCGAUGUUCCAAUAUAUAUCAUCUUGGAUGUGCUAUUAAAGAUGGAUGUGUAUUUUAUCAAGAUAAAACACUCUUUUGUCCAAGCCAUGUUCCAAAGAAUAAUCAGGAAAAUGAACUAAAGUCAUUAGUAGUUUUCAGACGAGUUUAUGUGUGUCGUGAAGAAGGAAAACAAGUAGCAAGUAUGGUUCAUGAGGAAGAUAGCCGCUUUACUUUACGCAUAGGUUCUCUCAUAUUACAUUCUGUGGGACAGCUUCUACCUCAUCAGAUCCAGACUGGCAAGUUUCACUCCAGAGAAUGCAUUUAUCCAGUUGGUUUUAAAAGCUCCCGGUUUUACUGGAGCAUGCGACAGCUUCAUAGGCGAUGCCGCUAUGUAUGUAGUGUACAUGACAAAGAAGGUCAUCCUGAAUUUGUAUUAAAAAUUGUGGAGAAAGGUUUUGAAGAUGUUAUAAUAAAAGAUAAUUCACCAAAAUGUGUGUGGAUGCAUGUGCUUGAAGCUUUACAAAAAAUGAGAAAAGAAGCUGAACUAGUAAAAAUCUUCCCAAAUUUCAUAACUGGAGAUGAUCUUUUUGGCUUGACAGAACCAUCAGUUGUCAGAGUAAUUGAAUCAUUACCUGGCACAGAUCUUCUACAGAACUACAAUUUCAGAUUUGGUCGAUCAAAUCUGAUUGAAAUGCCCUUGACAAUAAAUCCUACAGGCUGUGCUCGCUCUGAACCAAAAUUAAGAACUCACUUCAAGAAACCUCAUACAUUGCAAACAAGUAUCACUUCCCGUUCUCUGCCUACCACAGUGACAGGUGUCAGUGGUGAUGUUAAUUCCCCUUACAUGAAGCAAUUUGUUCAUUCCAAAUCUCAACAAUAUAGAAGAUUGAAAACAGAAUGGAGGAAUAAUGUCUAUUUGGCUCGUUCCAGGAUACAAGGCCUUGGUCUUUUUUCUGCACGAGAUUUGGACAAACAUACAAUGGUGAUUGAAUACAUUGGAGACUUGAUACGAAAUGAAGUUGCCAACAAAAGAGAAAUAGUAUAUGAAGCUCAGAAUCGUGGUGUCUACAUGUUCCGCAGUGAUACAGACACAGUUAUAGAUGCCACAAUGGUUGGAGGCUUAGCUCGUUACAUCAACCAUUCAUGCAAUCCCAACUGUGUAGCUGAAGUUGUGCCCUUUGAAAAAGAAAGUAAAAUUAUUAUCAUUACAAGCAGGAAAAUCGUGCGAGGCGAAGAGCUAACCUAUGAUUACAAAUUUGACUUCGAAGAUGAUCAGCACAAAAUUCCUUGCUUGUGUGGGGCUCCAAACUGCAGAAAAUGGAUGAACUAGAAUUUACUGAUAGCAAAUUAUAUUUUACACUUUUGUGUAAAUAUGUAAUUCUUGGAUUAUGCUAUCUCUCUGCCAGUAGUGAACAAUUUGUUACAAGUUCUGAAACUCAACAUAGCAUGAUCUAAAACCUUUAUUUGAUUUUUUUUUUAAACCUUAAGUUACUGUAAUUUAAAUAGGAGAAUAAAUUAGUUAAUUUGCUAUAAAUUUAGUGACUGCUGAAGUUUAUUUUGCAAGGUUUAUGUAGUAUUUUGAGCAAGGGAAUUUUGUAUUGCACAGUCAUAGAAUAGGGAUAUAAAAACAUGUGUAAAUAUACUAGCUCUGUACAAUUCUAAUAUAUACUUUUGUUUUAUUAUUUGAAGGGGUGGGGGUGAGGGCAAAACAAAAAAAAAAAA